AGGGGAAGGAAGUGAGCGUCGUGCGCCACCGGCUCAUCAGCAAUCGAUCGACAGCAGAUCAAGCGAGAAGAAAAGCUAGAAGACCUUACUUGCUCAUCAGCAGCUCACCGCCAUGGCAGCCGCCCCCUCCCCUGUCUCCGUCAGGACCGCGGCCUCCGGCUCUGCUGGGAACCUCCCUUCCUGGGCGGCGCGGAUCGGCGGUUCUAGCAGGGUCGGGUUCGGCGGCAGGACGAGCGUCAGCGGGGCCGCCAGGAAGAGCGGCGCCGUGCGGGCCUCGCUGUUCUCGCCCAAGCCGGCGGUGGCCAAGGACGCGCGGCCAACCAAGGUGCAGGAGCUGCACGUGUACGAGCUCAACGAGCGCGACCGCGAGAGCCCCGCCUACCUCCGCCUCAGCGCCAAGCAGACCCAGAACGCGCUCGGCGACCUCGUCCCCUUCACCAACAAGGUGUACAACGGGAGCCUGGACAAGCGGAUCGGGAUCACGGCGGGGAUCUGCAUCCUCAUCCAGCACGUGCCGGAGCGCAACGGGGAUCGCUACGAGGCCAUCUACAGCAUCUACUUCGGCGACUACGGCCACCUCACCGUGCAGGGCCCAUACCUCACCUACGAGGAGUCCUACCUCGCCGUCACCGGUGGCUCCGGCGUCUUCGAGGGCGCAUACGGACAGGUCAAGCUCAACCAGAUCGUCUUCCCCUUCAAGAUCUUCUACACCUUCUACCUCAAGGGCAUCCCGGACCUGCCCAGGGAGCUGCUCUGCACGCCCGUGCCGCCCUCACCCACCGUCGAGCCCACGCCGGCUGCCAAGGCCGCCGAGCCGCACGCCUGCCUCAACAACUUCACCAACUAGCUACUACUACUACUACUGCAUCUAUACCGGCUGGCGGGUGCCCACCACGAGUUACGAGUACUAUUCUUGAUGUUGUACUAUGGCUAGCAAUAAGAGUUCGAUGGCUAGUAGUAUGGGCUUCUGAUUCAUCAGUGUUAAUGCCGGCCGUUGUAUCACAUACAAGUUAGAAAGGAUAUCGAUCCAUGUUUUGUUCUUUCA
Molecule: messenger RNA, 1045 nt
Organism: Lolium perenne
Lineage: Eukaryota; Viridiplantae; Streptophyta; Magnoliopsida; Poales; Poaceae
Product: allene oxide cyclase, chloroplastic
Biological process (GO): jasmonic acid biosynthetic process
Molecular function (GO): allene-oxide cyclase activity
Source: RefSeq, a predicted model, not a curated record